UGGUUCAUGUGCUCCCAUGGGGACUCAGUGCAUGAUGGAAUGUAAAUAAAAGCAGAUUUUAGGCGUUUUUUAGUAUUUGAUUAUUCGAGAUCAUGUCAGCAGACGUGGAGGAUUCGUGUCCGUUUGUUGAGGACAGUUUCAGUCGCUUCCCAUCGCAGAGUAACAUAUACGGACUGUGCCAGGCAGGAGAACACGAGUUACUGGCCGCUACACUGAAGGGUAAGGUGGUGUGUUUUAGGUACCAGGAUCCUCAGCAGAAGAUCCGUCCUGUAGCUAAAGAACUGCAGUUCACUUACAUCCCAGUUGAUGCUGAAAUUGUGUCUAUUGACGCUUUCAACAAGUCUCCACCAAACCGAGGGCUGGUGGUCGGCAUCACCUUCAUCAAGGACUCCGGCGAUAAGGCCACUCCGUUCCUGAAUAUCUACUGUGAAUAUGAGCCAGGAUCCGAGUUCAAUCUGGAGUCCAUUGCACAGAGCUGCCUGAACCUGGAGCUGCAGUUCACACCCUUCCAGCUCUACCACACCGAGCUGCAGUAUGAAGAGGAUCAGAGGGAGACUGUGUUUCUGCUCAGUGGACACGACCAGCGCAUCCAUCUGUACAAGGAGAACGCCUCACUGCACCAAUUUGAGGAGCAGCCAGUGGAACGUUUCUUCCCUGAAUUGAAGGAGCUCCCCAGCAAUGUGUUGUGGAUGAACGUUUUGAGUAUUAAAGGUGGUCGGCGACUAACGGCUUAUGGUUGCCAGAAUGGCUGUGUUGGGCUUGCUCUUGUCAACCAGAAAGGACCUGAGAUUGUGCAGAGUUGGUGUUUGCAGCUGGACAGUCCGAUAUCCACCGUGUUACUGUUUCCUCUGAAGGUUUCAGCCCAGACGACCAACACAGACAGUGGGUGGGUGGAUCAGGUGCUGCAGUAUAACCUGUUGGUGACCAGCACUGUUGAGAUGGCCGUGGUGUACAGGGAUGUAGAAAGAUGUGGUCUGCGCAGGCCGGCGUGUUUAGUAAACAGUGACCAGUGCGACGCCGUACUUUGCGCCCUCCUGAUUGAUCUGGACUUCGACGGGCAGCUGGAGGUGCUGCUGGGAACAUACGGACAGGACCUGCUGUGCUAUAAAUACCAGCAGCCAGCGGACGCAUCAGACGGGCGCUUUAACCUGCUGUGGAGGCGGAGCUUCAAGAGCCCCCUGCUGUCAAUCAUCUACCUGGACCUGACAGGGGACGGACUGAAGGAACUGGCGAUCCUCACCAUGAAAGGACUGCACAUACUCCAGCACCGUCUGGGCAGCACGGCCGACCUCGUCCUGCAGCGGCUCGCACACAGAGUGGCCGAGCUCUCCGGUACGGAUCAGCCAAUCACAAGCGGUCAUACUGAAAGGACUAGAACUCCAGGCGAGCACGAGCAGGACACUGUAGACGGACUCUGAGCGGCGCUUCUGUUGCCACACGUUGGACUAUGCAAAACGAGUCAAGCUUCGCUCAUAAGGACUGGUAUAUAUUAUUUUGAUGCAUUGUUUGUGUUGCCAUGGACAAAUUGUGGGUCACUGAUCUACAGCACCUUUCAGAAAAUUCCCUAACGGGGGUUGUUUGAUGGAGAUGGCGACGCAUCACCUGGUCAGGUGACUCCAUCCGGCCCUAGUGGACUGUGUUUUGGCAUUAAAAGCAUUAAAUAUG
Trichomycterus rosablanca is the source of this 1665-nucleotide messenger RNA. RefSeq names its product kaptin (actin binding protein) (gene kptn). Gene Ontology annotation, molecular function: actin filament binding. Gene Ontology annotation, cellular component: lamellipodium; KICSTOR complex; actin cytoskeleton. Gene Ontology annotation, biological process: actin filament organization; negative regulation of TORC1 signaling; cellular response to amino acid starvation. Lineage: Eukaryota; Metazoa; Chordata; Actinopteri; Siluriformes; Trichomycteridae. The transcript is spliced from 12 exons. The record is from RefSeq and is a predicted model, not a curated record. Bases 93 to 1418 code for a protein of 441 amino acids.